Molecule: messenger RNA, 4020 nt
Organism: Bubalus bubalis (water buffalo)
Lineage: Eukaryota; Metazoa; Chordata; Mammalia; Artiodactyla; Bovidae
Gene: MSN
Product: moesin
Exons: 13
Coding region: 200-1933 (577 amino acids)
Biological process (GO): positive regulation of protein localization to early endosome; regulation of organelle assembly; positive regulation of early endosome to late endosome transport
Cellular component (GO): filopodium; adherens junction; cytoskeleton
Molecular function (GO): actin binding; cell adhesion molecule binding
Source: RefSeq, a predicted model, not a curated record
UGCGACGGGGGCGGCUCUUUCCUGGGUGGGGUUUGUGAAGUCGUGGCCCGUUAGCAGGAAGCCGAGCAGUCGUCCCGACGCUAGAGAGAGACCCAAUCCGAGCCCCCAGUCCCCGGAGUCAGCCGUGUGUACUGCGUGCUCAGCGCCGUCCGACAGCUCCCGGCCAAACUUCGCCAACUCUGCUGCCUUUGUCGCCACCAUGCCCAAGACGAUCAAUGUACGUGUGACCACCAUGGACGCUGAGCUGGAGUUUGCCAUCCAGCCCAACACCACCGGGAAGCAGCUGUUUGACCAGGUGGUGAAAACUAUCGGCCUGAGGGAAAUUUGGUUUUUUGGUCUGCAGUACCAGGACACUAAGGGUUUCUUUACUUGGCUGAAACUCAAUAAGAAGGUGACUGCCCAGGAUGUGCGGAAGGAAAGCCCUCUGCUUUUCAAGUUCCGGGCCAAGUUCUACCCUGAGGAUGUAUCUGAAGAGUUGAUCCAGGACAUCACACAGCGACUAUUCUUCCUGCAAGUGAAGGAGGACAUUCUCAAUGAUGAUAUUUACUGCCCACCUGAGACUGCUGUGUUGCUGGCCUCCUAUGCUGUCCAAUCCAAGUAUGGUGACUUCAAUAAGGAAGUCCACAAGUCUGGCUACUUGGCUGGGGACAGGUUGCUGCCACAGAGGGUCCUGGAGCAGCACAAGCUUAACAAGGACCAGUGGGAGGAAAGGAUCCAGGUAUGGCAUGAGGAGCACCGGGGCAUGCUCAGGGAGGAUGCUGUCCUGGAGUAUCUGAAGAUUGCCCAGGAUCUGGAGAUGUAUGGUGUGAACUACUUUAGCAUCAAGAACAAGAAAGGCUCAGAGCUAUGGCUGGGAGUGGAUGCCCUGGGUCUCAACAUCUAUGAGCAGAAUGACAGGCUGACUCCUAAGAUAGGCUUCCCCUGGAGUGAAAUCAGGAACAUCUCUUUCAAUGACAAGAAAUUUGUCAUCAAGCCCAUUGACAAAAAAGCCCCGGACUUUGUUUUCUAUGCUCCUCGGCUGCGGAUUAACAAACGGAUCUUGGCUCUGUGCAUGGGGAACCAUGAGCUAUACAUGCGCCGUCGCAAGCCCGACACCAUUGAAGUACAGCAGAUGAAGGCACAGGCCCGGGAGGAGAAGCACCAGAAGCAGAUGGAGCGUGCUCUGCUGGAAAAUGAAAAGAAGAAACGUGAGAUGGCAGAAAAGGAGAAGGAGAAGAUUGAACGGGAAAAGGAGGAACUGAUGGAGAGGCUGAAGCAAAUCGAGGAACAGACUAAGAAGGCUCAACAAGAACUGGAAGAACAGACCCGCAGGGCUCUGGAACUUGAACAGGAGCGAAAGCGUGCCCAGAGUGAGGCUGAAAAACUGGCCAAAGAGCGUCAAGAGGCUGAAGAGGCCAAGGAGGCUCUGUUGCAGGCCUCCCAGGACCAGAAGAAGACCCAGGAACAAUUGGCCUUGGAAAUGGCAGAGCUGACAGCUCGGAUCUCCCAGCUGGAGAUGGCCCGACAAAAGAAGGAGAGUGAGGCUGUGGAAUGGCAGCAGAAGGCUCAGAUGGUACAAGAAGACUUGGAGAAGACCCGUGCAGAGCUGAAGACUGCCAUGAGCACGCCUCAUGUGGCAGAGCCUGCUGAAAAUGAGCAGGAUGAGCAGGAUGAGAACGGGGCAGAGGCCAGCGCUGAACUGCGAGCUGAUGCCAUGGCCAAGGAUCGCAGUGAGGAGGAACGUACCACUGAGGCAGAAAAGAAUGAGCGUGUGCAGAAGCACCUGAAGGCCCUCACUUCAGAGCUGGCCAAUGCCCGUGAUGAGUCCAAGAAGACUGCUAAUGACAUGAUUCAUGCUGAGAACAUGCGACUGGGUCGAGACAAAUACAAAACCCUGCGCCAGAUCCGGCAGGGCAAUACUAAGCAGCGCAUUGAUGAGUUUGAGUCUAUGUAAAGGGCACCUAGCCCCUAGGGACCCCUCCUCCCUUCUUCCUUGCUCUCACACUCUUAUACUCUUGCCUAACUCACACUGUGCUGGAGCCAUUAACUAGAGCAGUCCUGGAGUCACGCCAAGCAUUCAGUGCAGCCAUGGGACCAAACCUAGCCCCUCAAUCCUUAUUCACUUCCCUAGGCAGAGAGAUGGCCACUAUGGUGCCAAUGAGAUCCUCUUUUUCCUCUGUCCUGGGUGAUCUGGCUUGCUAGAAGAGAACACUUUCUCAGCUCAGAGGCACUUCCCAACUUGGUUUGGGAAAUACCCUCAUAUUUAAUGCUGCUCUGCAGGAGUCAAGUGUGGAGUAGGUUGAAAACUGGCCCUCACCCCUGCCCUACCACAGCCUUCAUCUUCAUGGUCUUGUGAUUUGCAGAAUUGAAGCAUCACAGGUUUAGAAAUGAAGGCAGGGCCCUGGCUACAUGCUCUAGAAUGUCAACUGCCCUAGGAUUAGGCCUCCCAAUGUCCAUUCCUUCUAGAGUUACUUAUGCUUUGUAAUGAUUGGAGGCAAAAAGAUGUUCAGUCAUUCUUCUCUCUACCUCCCAGAUUGGGCCUGUUACAAAUUCAGUCCCAAUAAGCCUUGUGCCUGAGUUCAGACACUCAUUUUUCUCUUCAGGGUGAUAUGGGGGAGAAUAUGCCUUCAAGAGGCUUCCCCGACAUCCUGGAAGGCUGUUAGCCCUUCUGUUCAGACAUGAUUGGGUAGAGAAUAUGCCUCUAUGCUUUAUGGGAGCCUAGGCUUAUUUCAGGUGAGCUCUAUGGGCAGAGAUAUCCCUUACUUAUUAUUCUGUGUUCCUCUUCCCUUCUUGGGACCUGCCCUUCCCCACUCUAAAUCCACAAAUCCCCUCAGGUAGAACAAUAGGGAUGAUUACUCUCAACCCAGCCAGCCACACCUAGAACUCUUGCCAAGGGGACGAAAUAUUCACAUGUGGCUUCAGUAUUUUCACCUCCAGGGGAUCCCAAACCACUUCUCCCUUCAGGGCUAGUUGGGCCACAACUUCUGCUUCAGGGUCAUUAAGGCCUUGGUUUCGUGAGUCCUGGAUCUUGAUGUCAGUUGGCUCAAUUGGUGAAUGUGUGGAAGAAGCCAAGUGUGGUGUGAGAAGCUCGUGACCCAGAUCCUACAGGUUACUUGAGCCCUACCAAGUGCCUAACAGCCCCUUCCUAUCACCCCUCUCUGAGGUGAUGGUUGGGUCCUGCCUCUGUUUAAUAAACCUUUAACCCAGAUCUUCCCACCAGCUGUGCUAUCCCUUGGAGCUAUAAAUCAGAGAGCUGUUAGGGGUUCUGGUCUGGUCCCUUUCACGCCGCCACCUCUUUCUCUCAACCCUGGAGCAGCAUCCUCUUCCUCUCUGUCUCACGUGUGCUCUUUUUCUUUCUACCAGUGUUAUAUAUUUUAGCAGCAUCUAACUCAACAUUGAUUUCUGCAUUUCUUGCUAAUGCACCUUUAGAAGAUACUAGUCUUGGGACAGGAUCAUUUUGGCCUCAUUCCUUUACCACCCCUACACCUAAGAAGCAUAUUUUGCCAGAAAAAUUAAUGUAAGAAGCUUUCAGUAUUAGUGAUAUCAUCUGUCACUGUAGGUCAUACAAUCCUUUUUUAAAGUACUUGGUAUUUGGUUUUAUUGUUCCCCUUUUUUUCCUGCCUUCUUCUCAAGGUUCAUUCCCCAAAGGGGCCCUACUGUACUUCUAUGCAGUGUCCCUAGCCCAGAGUCCAUGGCUUUGAUCCCUCUAUCCCCUUGUCUUCUGCUUGACCUUGGGAAAUCUUAUGUGCAUCGCUGUGUAUUAUAUUGACACUUUCUUGGUGAUGUGCCCUAUAUUUGCUAAAUUCAAACCUGGAAUUAUGGGGCAAUCCAGCUGCCUUAAAGAUAGUAUACCACCCCACCACCACCCCCCUCCCCGCCAGGGGAAGCUGGGAAGAAAGAUUAGAUUUUAUAUUCAGGGUUUUUUUGUGCGUCUUUUGUUUUUUUUUGUUUUUUUUGUUUUUUUUUUUUAAUUUGUUUUUGGAGGGGUUUAUGCUUAACCCAUGUUCUAUUUCAGUGCCAAUAAAAUUUAGGAAGACUUCA